Fusarium fujikuroi IMI 58289 is the source of this 3606-nucleotide messenger RNA. Its product is annotated as related to SMC3-required for structural maintenance of chromosomes. Gene Ontology annotation, biological process: mitotic sister chromatid cohesion. The coding region runs from base 1 to 3606 and encodes 1201 amino acids. The record is from RefSeq and is a predicted model, not a curated record. Gene Ontology annotation, molecular function: cohesin loader activity; double-stranded DNA binding; ATP hydrolysis activity. The transcript has 4 exons. Lineage: Eukaryota; Fungi; Ascomycota; Sordariomycetes; Hypocreales; Nectriaceae. Gene Ontology annotation, cellular component: chromosome.
AUGUACAUCAAGCAAAUCAUCAUCCAGGGCUUUAAAAGCUACAAGGACCAGACUGUAAUCGAGCCGUUCUCCCCAAAGACUAAUGUAAUUGUCGGCCGCAAUGGCUCCGGAAAAAGUAACUUCUUUGCCGCUAUUCGCUUCGUUUUGAGCGAUGCGUAUACACAAAUGAGUCGCGAGGAGCGGCAAGGCCUUCUUCACGAAGGCUCAGGCUCGGCCGUUAUGUCGGCAUACGUGGAGAUCAUCUUCGACAACAGCGACGACCGAUUUCCAACUGGCAACAAAGAGGUUAUUCUACGCCGCACAAUCGGCUUGAAGAAAGACGAAUACUCUGUCGAUCGAAAGGUUGUCACUAAGGCCGAUGUCAUGAAUCUGCUUGAAGCGGCCGGAUUUUCGCGAUCAAACCCCUACUACAUCGUACCUCAGGGACGAGUCACCGCCUUGACCAACAUGAAAGAAUCCGACAGGCUGAACUUAUUAAAAGAAGUAGCGGGAACACAUGUGUACGAAACGCGUCGCGCAGAGUCACUCAAGAUUAUGAACGAGACCAACAACAAGAGAGAAAAGAUCGAUGAACUGCUGGAAUACAUCAAGGAAAGGCUUAGCGAACUCGAGGAAGAAAAGGAAGAACUCAGAGCGUUCCAGGACAAGGAUAGAGAGAGACGGUGCCUCGAAUAUGCCUACUACCACAACAUCCAGCUCGGGAUUCAAGCAAACCUGGACGAGCUUGAUAACGCCCGGCAAGACGGAAUUGAUAGUUCUGAUACCAACCGAGCAGAGUACGCCGAUGGCGAGAAGGCGAUAUCAAGGCUUGAUUCAGAAAUACACAAGCUGCAGAGAGAAAUGGAGCUUCUGCAGAUCGAAAGGCGACAAGUCGAGGAAGACCGGCGCGACGGCGCGAAAGCCUUGGCCAAGGCUGAGAUGAAGGUUAAGAACUUGAGAGAAGGCCAAUCUGCACAGGAACAAGCCCGAACACAACAUGCAGCUGAACUUGAGUCCGUUCAAAAUGAGAUCGCAUCCAAGGAGCAGCAGCUUUCAACCAUUAGCCCGGCCUACAACCAAAAAAAGCAAGAGGAAGACGAAAUCCGACGACAACUUGAUCAUGCUGAAGCCACACGUAACCGCUUGUUUGCCAAACAGGGCCGAGGUACCCAGUUCAGAAACAAGUCUGAGCGUGACGCAUGGUUGCGGAAAGAGAUACAAGAACUCGAACUCAACAUAAGCACCCAAAAAGCCAACAAGAUUGAUGCAGACGAAGAAGUUGAAAGGGUCCAACAAUCUAUAGCACAGGCAGAGCAAGACGUUGCUGAUUUACGGAGCCGUUUGGCCAACUUCCCUGACGAGAGAAUAGCCCUCGAAGAGGAGGCUGCCAAGGCCCGCGACAUCAUAGAUAAGCUUAACGAUGAACGAAAACUUGUUCGUCGUGAGGAUGACAAACUCAACUCAGUUAUAGCCAAUGCUCGGCAGGAGAAGGAAACAGCUGAACGUGAGUUGGCUCAUGCAAUGGAUGGAUCGACUGCACGUGGUCUGGCGACGAUCCGACGAUUGAAGCAAGAGCGAGAUAUCCCCGGAGCAUAUGGGACAUUGGCUGAGCUGCUUGAAGUCAGUGACGCUUACAGACUUCCUGUUGAGCAAAUUGCCGGCGCAAGUCUGUUUCACUAUGUCGUUGACAACGCAGAUACAGCCACUUAUCUCGCAGAUACCCUAUACAGACAACAGGGAGGCCGAGUCACAUUUAUGCCUCUCGCCCAAUUACGGCCCCGGCAAAUUAAGCUUCCCAGGUCUAAUGAUGCCGUACCUCUCUUGAGCAAGAUCAACUUUAAUGAAGAGUACGAGAAGGCUUUUCAGCAGGUCUUUGGAAAAGCUGUCGUAUGUCCAAACCUUACAGUAGCAAGCCAAUAUGCAAGAAGCCACGGUGUCGACGGCAUCACUCCAGAAGGCGAUACAACCAACAAGAGGGGUGCCAUGACAGGCGGGUAUAUCGACCCUCGAAAGUCGCGCUUACACGCCGUGCAAGCCGUGAAUAAAUGGAGGGACGAAUACGAAAGGUUGUUAGCGCAAUCUCGUGAUAUCCGAAAACAGACAGAACUCAAGGAUCAGGAGAUCACAGCUGCUAUGUCAGACCUGCAAAAGGCCAACGAAAGAUUACGACAGGCUGUUGACGGGGUUGAGCCAUUGAACCAUGAACUGUUUAAUAAGUUAAAGCAUCUGAACAAAGAGCAGAGUCACCUCGAGGCCGCCAAGAAACGUCGAGAUGCAGUCGAGAAGAACAUGAACAGCUUCUUGGAGGAUCUUGCCGCACAUGAGGCCGAACUGGGAUCCGACUUUAAGAAAACCCUGACUGCCGCUGAAGAACGUCAGCUGGAGGAACUCGGGACAAGCACCCAGGAGCUCCAAAAGCAGUGGAAUGAACUCAGCCGAGCCCGGCGUGAUCUGGAAAGGCAAAAGCAACUUCUUGAAGUAGACCUUCGCCAAAACCUGCAGAUGAAGCUUGAUCAACUCAAUAGCCAGGCUUUUGAAGACUCGACUGGAUCCUCGGGUGGUGGACUGAAAGAUGCCCAAAGGGAGCUCAAGAAGGCACAAAAGGCACAAAAAGCUGUUGAGGUAAGUCUCCAGGAACUUGAAACCAAAAUGGAUGAUACACAAGCGCGGCUCGAGGAACUGGCAAAUGAGAAGGCUCAAUUAGAGCAAGUGCAGAGUGAGAUAUCCGCGAGGAUCGAGAAACAGCAGAAGAAGAUGGACAGGAGCCUCCGAAAGAAAGCGGUUCUGUCAACACAAGCAGCCGAAUGUGCACAGACUAUUCGCGACCUAGGUGUGCUUCCCGAAGAAGCCUUCGACAAGUAUGAAAAUAUGGACCCUAAUCAGGCAAGUUUUGUCUCAACCAAGAUCAAGAAGGUGAAUGAAGCACUGAAGAAGUACAAGCACGUGAACAAGAAAGCCUUCGAACAGUACAACAACUUCACAACUCAACAAGAUCAGCUUAUGAAACGUCGUAAAGAGUUAGAUGACUCUCAGGAGUCAAUUGAGGUACUCGUCGAGCAUCUCGACCGUCGAAAAGACGAGGCAAUUGAGCGAACGUUUAAACAGGUUUCCAAGGAAUUCACAACUAUCUUUGGCAAGUUGGUGCCUGCUGGCCAUGGCCGCCUUCUCAUUCAACGACGGGCGGAUCGUCGUCAAGAACCCGUCGACGAAUCAGACGGAGAGGUACGCGGUGUUGAAAACUAUACUGGCGUUGGCAUCAGUGUGUCAUUCAACUCAAAACACCUCGAUGAGCAGCAGAAGAUCCAGCAACUCAGCGGUGGUCAGAAGAGUUUAUGCGCCCUUUGCCUUAUAUUCGCCCUGCAGGCUACUGAGAGCAGUCCCAUGGUGAUUUUUGACGAGGUGGAUGCCAAUCUGGAUGCCCAAUAUCGUACAGCUGUUGCGGCCCUUCUUGAGUCCAUCUCUAAGGAAAUUGGUACUCAGUUCAUUUGCACCACGUUCCGACCUGAGAUUGUGCAUGUCGCAGACAGAUGUUAUGGUGUGACGUUCCGUACCAAGACAAGUUCAAUCGACUGUGUCAGCACGGAGCAGGCUCUUGAGUUCGUAGAGGGUCAAGCGAAGCCUACUUGA